UCCGUAUUAGAGUAAUCAAUUCAAUGAUCCAAUGUACUGUGAUUUGACCUCCGUACCUGACAACGGUUUGGGUCCGUGGUUCGCUACCGUGACACGGUGUGAGCACCGAAUAUUGCGUGAUUUGCCGCUGGAAGUGCUCAAAGGAAUGAAAUUGGAUGGAACAGCGGUGUAUCUCUAUUCUAGGUCUUUUUUUCUACUAGUUCUCUGGGGAGUACGAAUACCUAUCUAUACCUUAGAACAAAGAUUCCCAUUGUCACUCCAUACAUGUCUCUAUCUAUAAACCAUCAAUUUAGCAGCAUAUAGAAUACUACCAUACCACUAUGGCCCCCGGAAUCAGCGACGUGCCAGUCAGCAACGACAUAUCUCAGUCUCAAGCACCGACGAAACAACCCCCCCCUCUCAUUCACCACAGCCUAGUGACAGCCGAGUACGACGCCCUCAAGUUCCACGCCGCGGCGUCCCUACAGCUCCUCCCCCUCCUCUCACCAGACCAAAGGAAGGCCAUCACCACCCUCUCCGACCACCGGCUCAUCGCCUCGCCGUAUAACGACCCGUUGCACCUGCUGGAUCUGGACAGACUCGACACGCCGAACCGCCUCCUCGCACAGGCGCUGACCAUCUUCACCCCCUCGCGCGCCGACUACGCCACAGCAGGGUACGAGGAGUCGUUCAACUGGGACGACGUGUUCGGGUUGCUUGGCGAGCUUGCCCUUUCGGAAACCUAUCAAUGGCGACAACAGGCGUUUUACGUCGUCACGUUCCGAUCCACUUUAAAGGGCGACGCGGACCUCCUUCGUCUGCACGAACUGGACGCCCAUUCCCAUCAGGAAGCUACCGCGAGCGGCGGUCUGCUCAAGUAUUGGUUUGGAAGUAAAGAUGCGGAGAAUCGAAACCUGGCGACUUGUAUCUGGCGAGAUAGAAAUGAUGCUCGUUUAGGCGGUACAGGACCCUGGCAUAAACAGGCUCGUGCGGCCGCGGGAGCCAUGUACGAGAAGAUCGUCUUCACGACGCUGAAGCUGGUCAUCGAGGAUGAUGUGGCGGGCUGGAGGUUCGAGAAGUGGGAAUAGCUUUUGUUUCUGUUCGUUUUGCGGCAUCAAAGGAGUCAAGCAUGUAUAUAACUAGAGCAUAUAGGUUUCUUGGUAGAUGGUUAAGAGAG
Messenger RNA from Penicilliopsis zonata CBS 506.65, 1156 nucleotides. RefSeq lists its product as hypothetical. NCBI's taxonomy places the organism in Eukaryota, Fungi, Ascomycota, Eurotiomycetes, Eurotiales, Aspergillaceae. The record is from RefSeq and is a predicted model, not a curated record. Bases 321 to 1067 code for a protein of 248 amino acids. The transcript is spliced from 2 exons.